This is a messenger RNA of Micropterus dolomieu (smallmouth bass), 3143 nucleotides long. It is a transcript of the gene vps26b, whose product is annotated as VPS26, retromer complex component B. Gene Ontology annotation, biological process: intracellular protein transport; retrograde transport, endosome to Golgi. The transcript has 6 exons. The coding region runs from base 501 to 1502 and encodes 333 amino acids. Gene Ontology annotation, cellular component: endosome; retromer complex. Lineage: Eukaryota; Metazoa; Chordata; Actinopteri; Centrarchiformes; Centrarchidae. The record is from RefSeq and is a predicted model, not a curated record.
UCCAUUGCAGGUGGCGUACAUCCUGAUCAUUUGACAACAUUCGCCGUAUUUUCGUACAGAAAACAAACAUGUAAUAUACAUCCUCACUGAGAGCUUUGUGCCCAUUAACGAAGCAGAGUAGUUUGUGGCCAGUGUAGGCGAUGUAUUGGAGAUAUUAAGGUCAACAGAAGGAAAAAAAAGAAACGGCUAAUUUGCUGGUGGAAAUACAUUUGUGCGUUUUCGUGUGCCGUCGAACAUCCAUUUCGCUUCGUCUGUGAAAAUGAGUAUGGACAUGUAGCAAAGGUAGAGUUUUCUGUAAAAUAUCGUCGACUUUUUCCAUGUUUAAUAGUGUGCUGUGUGCUCCGAGAGGGAACCGAGGUCGCACACCCUGCAGGCCCUUACGGUGUGUUUGCUUUCUACUAAACAUUAGCAGUGUUUUGGGGGAGGUUAACGUUAGUUUGCUAAAACAAGCCAGAGUAACGUUACGAUAAGAGUUUACACAGCACAGACGUAACGUUACAAUGAGUUUCUUUAGUUUUGGACAAAGUGCAGAAAUCGAUGUGGUCCUGAAUGACGCUGAAACGAGGAAGAAGGCUGAACACAAGACUGAAGAUGGAAAGAAAGACAAAUACUUUCUUUUCUAUGAUGGCGAAACUGUUAGUGGAAAGGUGAAUGUCACACUAAAGAACCCCGGGAAGAGGCUGGAGCACCAAGGGAUCAAAAUUGAAUUUGUUGGGCAGAUAGAGCUGUAUUACGACAGAGGAAACCACCAUGAGUUUGUGUCCCUGGUGAAAGAUCUUGCAAGACCGGGUGAAAUAACUCAGUCGCAGACCUUCGACUUUGAGUUCACUCAUGUUGAAAAACCUUAUGAGUCCUACACAGGCCAGAAUGUCAAGCUAAGAUAUUUUCUUCGAGCCACAGUGAUCAGAAGAUUAAAUGACAUCAGUAAAGAGAUGGACAUUGUGGUGCACACGUUGAGCACUUACCCAGAGCUCAACUCCUCCAUUAAAAUGGAAGUUGGAAUUGAGGAUUGUCUCCACAUUGAGUUUGAGUACAACAAAUCCAAGUACCAUCUGAAAGAUGUAAUUGUGGGAAAAAUCUAUUUUCUCCUGGUGAGGAUUAAGAUAAAGCACAUGGAGAUCGACAUCAUCAAACGCGAGACAACAGGCACCGGUCCAAGUGUAUACCAUGAAAAUGACACUAUCGCCAAGUACGAGAUCAUGGACGGUGCUCCUGUCAGGGGAGAGUCCAUUCCCAUCCGGUUAUUUCUGGCUGGUUAUGAUCUGACUCCCACCAUGCGAGACAUCAACAAGAAGUUCUCAGUGCGCUACUACCUAAACCUGGUGCUGAUCGAUGAGGAGGAGAGACGCUACUUCAAACAGCAGGAAAUCACACUGUGGAGGAAAGGGGACGUGGUGAGGAAGAGCAUGUCUCAUCAGGCCGCCAUCGCCUCUCAGAGGUUCGAGGGCUCGGCUGCUUCAGAGAGCGCGCUGGAGCAGGCUGCUAAGGAGGAGAGCGGGUAGAGCCGCAGCCCGUCCAAUCUCCUCUCAGAAAACUUCUCAGCGUCUGCGUUGGAGUGGUGGAGGUACCUGUCAACUGUACAACAUCUGGUGAAGCAGCUGUUUUUAUUGUAACCGCUGCUGGUAAAAGGGAGGAAGGGAGACCGACAUAUACAGUAUGUGAACAAUGAAACGGUUUGCAUGAGGCAUUCAAGGUGGCUUCAGGCUGCUGGUCUUUUCCCUUCAUCAUUAUUAAUAAUGUAUUUGUUUUCUUUCUUUCUGGAGAUCAAACUAACCACCCGUCGCGAUGUCUACUGUGUAAAAUCUUUCACGUGAAAUUGUUGAAUUUUUAAGCCCUCUGUUGGUUGCAUUCUAAUGCUUUUUGGGGAUAAAUUGAUUUCUAAUCUCUUAAUUAACGCAACUGAUCUAUCAUGAAUUUUCAACAAAAUGCAUCUCCAACAUUCCGCCUUUUAAUGAAUGCAUUCCUAACACUGUUAUAAGGUCAAGAUAUCUGAGAUAACUUUGCACUGCUGUGUCUUGCUCAACACAUUUUUCUCUUUGUGUGCAUUUGCACAACACUAGUGGAAACUGGAAUCUUUUUCCUUUUUGGAGCGAGACUUUGCUUAAGUAUUAUCCCACACCUUUUUUAAAACUUGUAAAUAAGACCAGCUAAAACCUUUAAUUCUGUUACAUGUUACAGCUUGUGUACGUUGAUCAUAAAGUACACAGUGCCACAAAAUUACCUUUCAUGUUCAUAUGCUUUACCUCAGCAUUCCAGCGGUGUUAGGAAAGGGUGUUGUAUUAAGGUCUGAUAGUAUGAAGUCUUCUGUAUCCUCUUUAUUAGAGACUUGAAAGUUGUGCCUAAGUGUAUCAAGCUAACAUAAUUUUAGUCUUUUAACCAGAGAAACGUUACAGUAGAACUAUAUCUUUUGCAAAAUGCUAAUCGAUUAUUCCCUAUCCCCCAAACUGAAAUAAAUUGAUGCCAAAUGAAACAAAAACCCGUCAGACUUGGUUGUAUUGCAGAAAAAAGUGAAAGUGUUUAACUUCCAUAUCAACAUUGUACUGUCAUACUAACACAAUGCUACAUACAGUACAUGGGCGAGUUGUGUUGUCAUUGAGCGUCAUUUAUUUAUUUUUUUUCAGAUUUUUGUUAUACAUAUGGAUCCUCAGACUGUCGAAGGGACCAAAUGGUUCCUGAAUCAAUUACAAAACUGCAAGCUUGUUCUGUAACAAUGAGUCUGCAGUAAUUUUUAAAGCAAAGUGCCAAAAAAUGCAGUAGUUUGGACAUCUUAAAUGUGAAUGUGGUUUUCUUAGUUCUCUAAGAUUUAACAUUGAAUCUAUUUUGGGUUUGGAUUGUUUAAAGAUAACACCCUGCUUUUCAUAUACCAGAGGAUUAAUAAAAAUAAUCAUUAGUUGUAGCCCUACAUCAGUGUAAUGUUACAAGUAUUAUAGAAAAACAAUCCACCAGUGCAUCUCAAACUCAGUUUGUAAAAUAGAGCAGCAGUCCCAAUUUUAAGCAUAGAUAAAACAGAAUAACUGUUCGCCUUGCCCUUGUACAACACCUGAAAACCUUGAAUUUGACACAGUCUGUACUGUACUUUUCGCCAUCACUUCCUGUCACGAAACCAACAAUAUCCUGAAUUGUAAUUAAAGUUGUGCAAGGUA